This is a messenger RNA of Telopea speciosissima, 1140 nucleotides long. RefSeq lists its product as uncharacterized. NCBI's taxonomy places the organism in Eukaryota, Viridiplantae, Streptophyta, Magnoliopsida, Proteales, Proteaceae. The coding region runs from base 1 to 1140 and encodes 379 amino acids. The record is from RefSeq and is a predicted model, not a curated record. The transcript has 2 exons.
AUGAAUGCCUCAACCAAACAGCUGGGGAUUAAGAAGGUGUGCAAAGACCAUCAAGCUAAAUUGGUUUGUCUCUUGGAAACUAUAGUUAGGUUAGAGAACUAUACUGCCAUUUUUGAUAAUUUUAUUUCAGAUUGGAAAUAUGUGCAUAAUGGGGAGAUUGAUAAUACUGUUCGAAUUUGGUUGGGUUGGGAUCCUAAUUUCUUUAAUGUUAAAGAAAUUAAAAAAUCUAAGCAGUUUAUUCAUGUUAAGGUGUUGGUUGUGGGUACCUCAAACUCUUUUCUGUGCACUGUAGUGUAUGCUCUAAAUACUAUGGCAGGCCAGAAGGAUUUGUGGGAGGAUGUGGGGAGUAUUGCUGGUGCUGUUACUACCCCUUGGACUAUUUUAGGGGACUUCAAUGUUACUCGGCAUCAAAAUGAGAAAUUUGGUGGGGAACCUAUUCGGCUGGAGGGUAUUGAUGAUUUCAAUAAUUUUAUUGAUGACUCUGGGUUGAUUGAUUUAAAGUGGAAAGGGGAAGCUAUGACAUGGAAUAACAGACAAAGUGGCGAUGCUAGGAUCUGCUGUAAGCUUGAUAGAGUGUUGGUCAACUUGGCUUGGGUGGAUUUUUUUAGAUCUUCAGAGGCUACUUUUUACCCUCCGGGUCUCUCUGACCAUUCUCUAGUAGUGCUGGCUGUGUUAGAUGAGGCUAAUUUCGGACCUAAACCUUUUAGGUUUUUUGAGGCUUGGAUUGGCAAGGAUGGUUAUGAUGAGAUGGUUCGGGAGGGCUGGGAGCAGCCAGCUGUAGAGUCUGAUUUGUUCCAAAUUCAAUGCAAUCUUGGUGAUCACCCUGAUAACCAGAAUCUGGUUCUUUUGGAGUCUCAAGCUAAGGUGAAGUUAUGGGAAGCUUUGGCCAUUGAAGAAAAAUUUUUGAGGGAGAAAUCAAGGGUGAAGCAUAUUCAGCUGGGGGAUGGGAAUAAUAGCUUCUUUCACAAGUCCAUGAUCUGCAGGCAGAAUAGGAAGCAUAUUUUGGAAAUUCAAGGGGAAGGAGGUGACAUGGUUAAGGAUUCCAACCAAAUUAAAGAUGAAGCUGUCUCUAUCUAUAAGAAAUUAUUUGGGACUGAUUCGGUGGAUGGUGGUUUUUUUCCUAGCAUGGUUCCCUUGUAA